This is a messenger RNA of Durio zibethinus, 1088 nucleotides long. RefSeq names its product NAD(P)-binding Rossmann-fold superfamily protein. The record is from RefSeq and is a predicted model, not a curated record. NCBI's taxonomy places the organism in Eukaryota, Viridiplantae, Streptophyta, Magnoliopsida, Malvales, Malvaceae. Gene Ontology annotation, cellular component: cytoplasm.
CUUCCUCUCCUUCCAAAUUAUCUCCAAUGGCAUCGAAACCAAACCCAAUCAAUAGUGAAAACCCCCAAAACACUAACGCAAAUCUCAGCAGCAGCAUCAAUUCCCCAAUCUUCAUCUCCGAAUCUCUUCACUCCAUAGUUUCCCACCACUCGUUGAUCCGACACUUUCAUUCUUCUCUUCCCACUGUCUCCUCCACAAUCAAUAACCCAAUCCGCCAAAAUUACCCCCUCUCACCAUCCUCCUCUCUUCUCCUCAUGCCCUCCUGGUCCUCAUCCCCAUCUCUUCCCUACAUAGGUGUCAAGCUCGUCACGUAUUUCCCACAAAACUCAACCGUAAACUUACCUUGUGUGCAUGCUAAUUACGUGCUCUUCAACUCAACUACCGGGCAACCAUUGGCAUCUGUGGAUGGAACCGUAUUGACCCUUUACAGAACUGCAUGUGUAUCAGGCUUGGCUUCAAAAAUAUUGGCAAGAAAUGACAGCAAAGUCCUUGUCAUGAUUGGUGCAGGCAAUUUGGCACCUCAUUUGAUCAAAGCCCAUUUAGCAGCUAAUCCCAGUUUGCAAAAGGUGAUAAUUUGGAACAGAACGAUUGAGAAAGCCACUGACUUGGCUGAGAAUCUGCGAGGAAGGGAUGAAUAUAAUGGGGUUUGUUUCGAGAGCAAUGAGUCACUGGAGGAAAUCAUUGAAUUGGGAGAUAUUGUUAGCUGUGCUACAAAUUCUGAAGUGCCGCUUGUUAAAGGCGAGAGAUUGAAGGCAGGGGCGCAUUUGGAUUUGGUUGGGUCGUUUACGCAUACAAUGAAGGAAUGUGAUGAUGAGGCAAUAAGGAGAGGGAGAGUUUAUGUUGACAAUGAGGCGGCUCUGAUGGAGGCAGGGGAACUGGUGGGUGCUUUCGAGAGAGGGGUUAUUGGGAAGGAAGAUGUUGGGGGAAAUUUGGUGGAGUUGAUUAAAGGAGAGAGGGUUGGGAGGAGGAAUUCUGAGGAUAUUACUGUGUUUAAAUCUGUUGGUUCUGCUGUUGUGGACAUUCUGGCAGCACAAUUGGUCUACGAAACUUACCUCAAGAACAGAGGUUAGACUUAGACAUGUCCUUGU